Molecule: messenger RNA, 1005 nt
Organism: Peronospora matthiolae
Lineage: Eukaryota; Oomycota; Peronosporomycetes; Peronosporales; Peronosporaceae
Source: the annotation of a GenBank genome assembly
AUGGCGGAAGAAAGUUGUUGUGGCUGCGUCUCGCUCGACCCGGACAACGAGUACGACACGGGACUGCACGUCGGCGCUAUCUUCAUUAUCUUUGCAGUCUCUGCAGCAGGCACGAUGGUCCCCAUCAUCUCGCAAAAGGUCUCGUAUUGCAACACCAACUCGGUCAUCAUGGAAGCGAUCAGUGCCUUUGCCUACGGUGUGGUCCUUGCUACAGGUCUUAUCCACAUGGUCAACGAAGGGAUCGAGAAGUUGAGCAACGAGUGCCUCGGUUCCAUUGUAGAAGACUACGGAAGUCUCGGUCUGGCGUUCGUGCUGAUCACGCUCGUGCUCAUGCAUUUCAUCGAGUGCGAGAGCUCGGUGUUCUUUGGUGCUCAAGGCUCGAUGCUCCACGGGCACGGGCAAGACCAUCAUGCCCAUGGAGAACCCGUUGCUCAGGAGGUGUUCGCGACUCCGGACGGGCUUAAUUACACCCCUGAUGAGAAUCUGUACCACGUCAAGCCUCACAGUGCACCCGCCUCGACUACUCGUCGCAAAGUCGCCACAAUCAUCUUCGAGGCCGGUGUCCUCUUCCACUCUGUGAUCAUCGGAGUUGACCUCGGCGUCACGACAGGAUCCGAGUUUGAGACGUUGCUUGCAGCGCUGUGCUUUCACCAGUUUUUCGAGGGGAUCGCUAUCGGUGCCUCUGCUCUGAGCUCGCUCGAGAGCAAGACGAAACUAUUUGUGCUGAACUUUGCGUUCGCUGUCACGACUCCUAUCGGUCAAGUGAUUGGCAUUGCUAUCCACAGCACGUACUCGGAAACCUCGGCGACCGCUUUGUGGGUGCAGGGCACUCUUGACUGUGUCGCUGGUGGCAUUUUGCUCUACACGGGUCUAGUGGAGCUCAUGACGUACAACAUGACCACGAACAGUAAGUUCCUGUCUCGGUCGGCGCUACAGCGUUUCACAUUGUACACUUGUCUAUGGCUGGGUGCCGGCUUAAUGGCACUUAUUGGCAAGUGGGCGUAG